AGAGCGGUGGAGGGGACCCAGUUUGAUUUCCUGCUUCCCACAUUUCUCGCUCGGUGUGAUAAUUUCAUCUCCAAUUUUCUCUCGAAAUGGCGGGGACUAUUCUAGAAAAUAUGAGCACCAAAAAGUUGGUGAUAGUGGGAGUUACUCUGCUUUUGUUCCAGGCGAUUGCCUUCAUGGUCGGCGGUUUAAUUGGUAAGUUAAUUCUUCAGCUUGUAUCCUCUGUUUAGCGUUUGUCUCUGUGCGCGUGUGUCUGUUGAACUGUUGGGAACAACCAUGAGCGUCUCUAAGUGGUGAAAGAACAAAGUUUGAUGAUGUGCUUCUUCUUAUGUGCUUCCACAAACUCGAUCUUCAGCCAGUCUUAAGUCUAUUUGCUUAAGAAUUGCAUACCGCUAUACAUUUUUUAGCCUAGAAAAUAUUUACAGUUAAAUAGCCACAUAUUUAGAUUGCCUAAUCUGUUAUUACAAUGAUGAUAUACAAUAUUUCACACACACGCAUACAUGCGCGCGCACACACACAUUUUCAGCUCCCUGUCAAUCUGACAGAUUCACUGAACAUGCGCCUCUUCAAAACAUCUGAUUAAAUCCCCAUAGGUCUACAACAUAACCACUUUAAAUGUAGUUAACACCUGAAGACAUAACAUACACAAAGCUGCUAAGGAGGUUCCUGGUUGUUAUGGGGGUUAGAGCCUCAUCAUUCAUUAUUUGUGGGUCUUCAAGACAUAAAAAUAGCCCUUUGAGGAGCACAUGAGUAAAGUCAGUAUCACUCUGAAACUGCUAAAGUUUUCUUCAAUGAUAGAAGUUGAUGAGAGAAAGAAAAAUAUCCAUAUUCUAGUGUGAUGUCCAUGUUUGCUGCAGAAUGGUUUACAGUUAAGUAGUUGCACAUUAGAUUAGAUUAGAUAAAACUUUAUUGACCUUUUGGGAAGGUUCCCUUAGGGUAAUUAAAAGCCUUGUUUAAGGAGUGAUGCUCAUUGACACAGGGAUUAGGUUUAUCAAGCUGCUUUAGCCCCUAAAAUCUACAACCUCAAAAAGUUCAUGUUUUUUUAACUGAUAAAAUCAGCAUGUACAACUUUUUUCUUGAGAUUUUUGUCUGAUCACUCUGAAAAGCAAUUUUCCCUGCAAAAUACUGCAGCUCCUGAAAACUGUGGCAUGGUUAUAUCAUCAUAUCAUCACUGCUUGACAUUAAUAACUGUGGUGAAUUAGUACAGCGCCAUAUUACUGCCUGUUUGUCAUCUCAGCCCCUGACCAUCUCAAUACUGUUCUUCCUUCCUUUGGAUGGAGUCGUUGAAGUUAGCUGUCUGCUGAAGAUUGAAAGUACAGUAUGAAUCAAAUUGCCGUAAACACCUGUUUGAUGAAUUCUUAGCUGGACAUUUGUCACCAAAACCUCAAAUUUCAUAAACAACAUCCUUACAGACUGACUUGCCCUUGGUGAUGUUUGAAAGGCCCCUGCAGUUUCUGAAGCACCACAUCAUAUUGGGCCUGCUGUAAAGCAUCUCUGUUUUAUAGGGGCUGGUGCCUUGGUGCAUUUGCCCCAUGGCCCGAAUAAGAUCUUGAUUGAGAGUCAGCUUUUUUAUUAUAAUCAAAUUGCUCUUAAAGUGAUUUCAUGAUGCAGAGAUAUUAGAGCAGUCCCUGACAAGUCAAUUGGUCUCAGCUGUGAGCCUAGCUUGAGGCUCAGAGAUUCCUAUAGCAACAAAAGCUAGUUGCCCAUGACUCAACCCUGCUCAGGAUGCGUCAAGACUGCUGCCAUCUUGGAGAGGUCCUUGUCAAUGGUUUUCUGUGGGUUGAAGUUUUGGAAGCUUGUGGUUUACCAGACAACAGCAUUUUUUUACAUUCAAAACCAUACUUACCAGCAGUCACUGCUCUGAGAUGGCGGCGGUCUUGACGUAUGCGCAGCCAUUGUCUUAUAUAAGUCGUGAGGUAUCUAGUGUUGAUAUCUAUGGUCAAAACGUCACUAAAAGAGUGAUUUUUUGCCUUUGUGCUGGUUUCACAUUUGGGCUUAUUCUGACAAAAUGGUACCUCCUACCAAAAAAAAAAAAAAGCAGACCUGGGUUAUUGUGAGGACUUCCUGAACGCUUUGAUAUGAUUUUGGUGUUUCUACAGUAAAUAGUUUGGACACAUUUGCAAGUUAUAAACAGGAGUCCUUUCUGCUUCUCUUAGAAAAUCUUUGUAUUAGCGUUAAUGAGGAGCAGAGAGAGACAUUGCCACACUUAGAGGCUCAGAGUUAAAAUUCUGUAACAUUUCCUGCUAAGAUGAACACAUCGUUUGAGACAACAAAUGUGUCUUCAACUGUGGACAUGCUUGUAGGGUGCAAUUUGAGGCCAGGAGUAGCGUGGAAAGAGAAAAGUUUCACAGAAUUUUAUACGGCUUCUCUCACUCUAGCCAAUGAUGUUGCCCACUCUGGCACAAAGAUUCCAUUCAAUAAAUACCCAUAAUAAUAUGAAAGUUUCCCCAAGAAUGAUCAAAAACUAUAAUACCUAUAUAAAUGUGACUUAUAGUUUGAAAAAAUUAAAUGGAGUCUCUAGGUAAAAGUAUGCCGGAGUAGUAUAGGUUUGAAAAACUCCUGAUGCCAUUCAAACUGCACAUGUUGAGAUAUAAUUUGUCCUACAACUUUUCAAGCUUUAGGACUUGUGGCAAAUCAAAAUUGGUCCGGAAGAGUACAACGAAAGUACCUCAGUGCAUUUGUCCAGUGGCCCUAAUUAUCUAGGUGGUUGGACUGGAUUUUGUUUUUAUUGCGGUUAAUUUGUUUUUGGAAAUUAAAUCAUUUAAAAGCACUGUCUUGAAGUAAGUCCAUUCGAUAACUGGUGUUGUAUAUGUGCCUCGUUGUAUUUUUCUCCUCAGCUCCCUGUGACAGUAAUCCACUACCCAGCCACCAAGUGAGUGGACAUUGUCAACCAUCAACAGGAAGUAAAAUGGUUUAUGCCCUCUCAUUUCAAAGACAGAGAGAGAGAGAGAAAGAUAGAGAGAUCGAGAGAGAGCUCUGCUACCAAACAUUUUGUGGUGUUUAGACAGGAUUUUGCCUUAUUGCAGUAAUUCAAUUUGAUGCCUGCUUUAACCAAAGUUGGGUUAAAGGUGCAGAAAGUUCAGUGUGUAAAAAUUUGAAUAAUUGGAAAUAUAUUGCACAUUCCAGAUCGACAUGCUCACUAACUCCCCCUUCCCAUUGGUGAAAUGAUGGUGGCCUUUAGGGACAAGAAGCUCCUGUUAUGCACACUAGGUUUGAUCCUAUUGUAUUGAUCCUUUUUUCCAUCAAAAAUUUAUCAAUACAUGUAUUUCAUGCAGUUUUUAACUAAAUACAAAAUCUCACGAGUUUGUCCAUUCUGUGCUACUGUAGCAAUAUAGCAAAAUGCAAGAAUGUGUCCCACUCCUAUAGGAAUAAGAGGCUGAAAAUAAAAAGAAUAAGUAAGUACGUAAAAAUCCUUUCCAGAUUUACAGUUUAAAAAUGAAUUUAAAUAGUGUCAAAUAUUGUGUUCUUAUAAAUGCUGCUAAAAACUACACACUGUAGUUUAUGGGGCGCCGUUUCAGCUCACGCUGAAAUUAACGGCAACAUUUUGCCACAUUUAGCUUCAAACAACGAUUAAAAAACUGGUAUGCACUUUUGACGGUCACUUUUUUUUGCACAUUUACAACAAUACUUGUGAACUUAGAGAUAUUUUAAAUAGUUAAAUCUAAAUAUUAAAUGUUACGCCUAAAUGUUAAAUCUAAAUCUAAAUGUUAAAUCCAUAGACUGUAUUUUUUCCUGGUUUUGUGAUUGAGUUGUAUUUUCUGUGUAUUUUCCGUAGUGUUUCUGUCCCCUGCGAUCCUGUUUUGUGAGUUUUCAGUUUGUCUUUGACCCUGUUUUCCUCGUGUUCCCAGUGUUUUAUUCUUUAGAUCAAUUUUCCAUGUUUUGUUUUAUUUUGUAGUCCCCUGCUCUUGUGUGUCUGGGUUGGUAUGACUUCCUGCUUUAUUUUGUAGUAGGUGAUCCCUGUGUGGCUAGUCAAGUUUAAUUCCUGAAUUUUCCCUCCUUUGUUAACCACUACAGUCUUACAAUGAGUUUUGGUUUCAUGGGAUUUUUAUCCUUGUGUAUUUUUCAUCGGAUAUUUUUUAGUUGGACAUUUUGAGAAGAAAGUUUUUCUCUGACCAUUCCUUUUUGAUUUGAUAAAACCUUUUAAAUUCUAGACACGGGUCCUCCCUUUUGUUUUGUGUUCAAGAUGUGACAAAAUGUGUCUCUACAGUAAGAGAAUCACUGUGGAGGAUUACAAAAGAGGUGUAAUUUCAAGAAACGUUUGACUCUCCAGUAUGGACAAAAAUAUGAAUUUUAAAACAUUUAUUUGACAAAACUAUUAAAUACAAAUGCAAUGAAUUUGAAUCACAUACAAAUAUUUGUUUACAGUAAAAACAGUUUCUCUGCUGGACACAACAGAGAAACUUUGACACAUAAAAUCAAAACAUAUUUUAAACACAUAGCAUCAGGUCAUCAGAUAAAAUAACUUUAACAGUCACAAACUCCACUAUGGUGGUUCUGUUUAGGUCAGUCUUCUCCUGUGGUCUUGAAGUCAACAUGACUUGUUAGAAAAGACAUGUUAGGGUUGUGUUGUGGUCAGUGUGGGGAAUUUCUGAAUUAGAUUGUUCAGAAACAUUUUCUGAUCUGGCUCUCUUCCUCUUCCUCUCUUGGGUGUUGGUGAUCUGCUGGGGAGGAUGAACAGGGUGGUCCCUCAAAGGAGUGCUAGUCUGCUGGGAGGGUUGAGGUUUGCUGGAAGAAGAGGGCUGUGAAGACCCCCCAGCAUUCUCACUGUUGGAGCCUGGACUUCUCAAUCAAUCAAUCAAUCAAAUUUUAAUUAUAUAGUGCCAAUUCACAACAGUCGUCAUCUCAAGACGCUGUUCAAGGAACAAGAGCAGGUCUAGACCACGCUCAUUGUUUGAUGAUCAAGAACCAACCUAAGAUGGGUUUUGGCCCAUCUCAACUAACAUGAGUGACAGUGGCAAGGAAAAACUUCCUUUUAACAGGCAGAAACCUUGGGCAGGACCCGACUCAUGCUAGACAGCCACCAUGCCGCUGCUGGGUUGGGGAGGAAUGUAGAGAGAAGAGGGGAGAGGGGAGAGGACAGGGGGAGGGAGAGAGAGAACAAGAUAAGGGAAGGCGAGAGAGAAUGAGUAAGGGGGGGGGGGGGGAGUAGAGAACGAGGGUGAGAGAGAGACAGGGGGCAGCAGAAACAACAGCAACAACAACAACAGCUCAUGUAAUGGUGAGACAAAAAAAGACAAUGUUAAAUUAAUUAAGUGUGAUAACAGUUAGCAGGCCUAAUCAUAGUCAGUUCUAGUUUAUGUUAUUAAUGUCAAUAAUGUCAGUGAGGCUGAUGUUCAUGUCUGCAAUAAUAGUCCAGAGGAAUCCAGGAGAAGAAGGAGCUCAGGGCCUGAGGUGGACAGUCAUAGACAGUAGUCAACCCUAGUUUUGUGUUCUUAAUGUUUCUGAAGGCAGCUAGAUGGAGGUUGUUGUUCAGCUGGAAUGACUUUCACAGUCACAAACUCCACUGUGGUGGUUCUGUUCAGAUUCAGUCUGCUCUUCUGGUCCUGGAAGUCAACAAUAAUUUGUUAGACAAACUCAUGUGUUGUUGUGGUUGACAGCAUGUUCUUGUUCCAAACUAGAAAAUGCAUUACACAUUGUGUUUUAACAAUAUUGACUCACCUGAACCAUCUACAAACUCCUUCUCUUUUCUUCUGAUCCCUGACCGAACAUUUGCUGUUCUUCAUCUCGAUCUGCUGAGUUGAGUGUUCUGCUGAGGAGGAUGAAUAGGUUGGUCCCUCAAAGGAGUGAUUGUCUGGGUGUCAUCAGCUUCACUCUGGCUGCUGCAGGAGGCGGGCUGGCAUGCAGGGGUUUACUGUAAUUUGAUAAAAAAAAAAAAAGAUUAAAUCAUUAUGAAACAGAAACAUUUUCUCAUUUUCAUCUUGAGCUGCCUUUUUUUUUUUUUUAGCCCUGUUUGGCCCUAGUCUUCAGCUUGACUCAAGCUUGGAUGAAGAGUCGUGUUGUGGUCAGUUUGAAGGACUCUCUGGAUCAGAUUGUUGACAGCCAAUUCCUUAUCUGGAUCUCUUCUUCCUCCUCUCUUGAGUGUCCGUGAUCCGCCCGGGAGGAUAAACAGGGUGGUCCCUCACAGGAGUGAUCGUCCGAGCGUCAUCAGCUGCAUGCUGGCUGCUGCAGGAGGUUGACAGGCAUGCAGGUGUUUCACUGUCAUUUGAUAAAAAAAAAGAAAAAAAGGUUGAAUCAUUAUGAAGCAGAAAGACCAAAAAAAUGUCAUUCAACUUUUAAAGUCUUUAGAUUUGUUUUGUCAACUGGUUAUUAACAAUGUGACUGAUGUAGAUUAUCCUACCUGUGCCCAGACUUCACUAUUUUAGGACAAUUGCAGCGCUCGUCUGUGCGUCCAUCGACGUCCUCAAGCUUUCUUCUUCUCCUUGUCAUGCCUCCACUUGUUGAUGGUGAGGUGAAGCAGAACGGUUCUGUUGGGAGGGUUGAGGUUUGCUGGGGGGAGAAGGCUGUGAAGACCCCCCAGCAUUCUCACUGUUGGAGCCUGGACUGUUGUUUCUAAAGGCGGCCAUGGUCUCCAAAGAUGAAAAGACACUGCAAGACAACAAAUCAUCAAUCAGGCUUCUUUAUUGGUCAUGUGACUUACAGAAGGUAUAAGUAAUACAGACACAAAUCAUCUAUUGUAGAAACAUGUGGUCGAGGAGUGAGGUAAUUACUCUGAAUGAUGAAGACUUUUAAUCUUCACUUACUUAUACAUGUUGGGCAGCCUGCUGGUGAGAUGGCUCAUGCUGAUGAAGUGAUGCUGCUCAUCUUCAUCAUCUUGGCUCAGAUCUCCAAAACUCUGUCUGCAGGAGUGUCAGACUUUAAACUUCGAAUCUGUAGAGAGGACAAAGACAACCACAGUCAGUGGUGUUACUUUUAUCACCAGAAAACCAACAAAAAUUGAAAACAUUUCAAAUAAAUGACAAAAACAAAAGUACGUAAAUUCAGAAGUUCAUCCAGAGAGUUCAGGAACAUACCAAAGUUCAAUCACAGUGAAAACUGUUUCUCAGCUGGACACAACUCCUGUCUAGCUGAACGCAGGUUUCUUUUAACAUCAAAAAUUAAAACAUAUUUUAAAUCCACAUCGUCAGGCCAUCAGAUCUUCACAAAAAAUCUUCACAAAAAAACUAUACAAAAACAGCAGAUGGAGGUUGUUGUUCAGCUGUAAUGACUUUCGCAGUCAUAAACUCCACUCUGCUCAGGUUCGGUCCGCUCUUCUGGACCUGGAAGUCAACAAUGACUUGUUAAACAAACUCAUGUGUUGUUGUGGUUGACAGUAUGUUCUUGUUUCAAACUAGAAAAUGCAUUACAUAUUGUGUGUUGAUUAUAUCGACUCACCUGAACCAUCUACAAACUCCUCUUUUUUUGUGAUCUCUGACCUAACAUUUCCUCAUCCUCAUCUGGAGCUGUCUUUCUUUUGAGUCCUGAUCUGUCCUGGACUUUAGCCUGACUCAAGCUCAAAUGAGGGGUUGUGUUGAGGUCAGUUGGAGUAGGGGGAACAUGGUGGUCCCUCUUUGGAGUGAUCAUCUGGGCCUUGUCAGCGGCAUGCUGGCUGCUGCAGGAGGUGGACGAGCAGGCAGGUGUUUUACUGUAACUUUAUCAAAAAGGUUAAAUUAUUAUGAUGCAAAAAGACCAGAAAAGUUUCCAUCUACCUCUAAAGUCUUCAGAUUUGUUUUUUAGACUGGUUGAUAAGAAUGUGACUGAUGUAGAUUAUCCUACCUGUGCUCAGACUUCACUCUUUUUGGAGACUUGCAGGUCUCGUCCGUGCUUCCAUCAACGUCCUCAAGCUUUCUUUUUCUCCCUUUCUGGCCUCCACUUGUUGAUGAGGAAGGAGUGUGAGGAUGAGGGUUGAUGGGCAACCGUGACGGGUCUAGGUUGCAGCUGCUACCAGCAGGAGAAGCAGAACGGUUCUGCUGGGAGGGUUGAGGCUUGCUAGGGGGGGAAGGCUGUGAAGACCCCCCAGCAUUCUCACUGUUGGAGCCUGAACUGCUGUUUCUAAAGGCAGCCAUGGUCUCCAAAGAUAAAAAGACACUGCAAGACAACAAAUCAUCAAUCAGACUUAUUCAUUGGUCAUGUGACUUACAGAAGGUAUAAGUAAUACAGACACAAAUCAUCUAUUACAUAAACAUGUUCUGGAGAAGUGAGGUGUUUCCUGCAAACACUCGCCACAAGAGGUGCUAAAAACUCUGAAUGUUGAAGAAUUUUAGUUUUCACUUACUAAGACGUGUAGGGAAACCUUCUGGUGAGGUGGCUCAUGGUGAUGAAGGGAUGCUCCAGCACCUGACGGGGUGUCAGUCUGUUGGCUGCAUCAAGCUGGAGCAUUCCCUUCAGCAGGUCUAGAAAGGCCCGCCUGUCCCUGAUCUCCAGAAUUUUGUUUACAAGAGUGUCCGACUUUAAACUUUGAAUCUGUAGAGAGGACAAAGACAAUCACAGUCAGGGGUGUUACUUCUAUCACCAGAAAACCGACAAAAACAAUUUUUUUUUUAAAUAAAUGACAAAAACAAAAGUACGUACAUUCAGAAUUUCAUCCAGAGAGUUUAAGAAGAACCUUCUGGUCUCUGUUGGCGUGACACCUGUCUCCUCGAAGUAUGCCUCCUCGUUCUAAAAAAAAAGUGAGUUUGUUAGCUGCUACAUUCAGGGCUAGUUAGUUUUGUACAAGACAUGUAUGGGACAAUUCCCAUCAAGGUGUCUGAGGUAUUUAAAAUGUGGUCAUAUCUAAAGUCAGAGCUUUACUGCCCUUAAAUGACUGUCACUAGCAAAAGAACAGAAAGAGCUUCAUUUAUGCACAUCUGUCACAAUACACUGAUAUUCAGGGCUGUGUCAGCUAAGGCCUUUUUUUAUACUGGAACUGCCCUCAAUCUCAAUUUCAGGGCCCCUCUCAUCAGUGUUUACUCUGGCUAGGCUACAAGACUGUCCCACAACACUCCAGCUUCCCUGGUGGUGACUGUUUCAAAAAGCUCAGUAUAUCGUAUUUGUUUACAUUCAGUGACAUUGCAUAAAGAAAACCUAAAAAUGACUGAAGCAUGUUCUAGCAACUUGCAUAAAUCAGUUGAACGGUUUAUCCUUUCUUCAGGUGAGCUAUAUCCCAGAAAACUAAUACUUGGUAAAAAACAAAACUGUUUAAAUUUGACACACCUGGGAAACCUUCUUGGCCAACCAGACACAAUAAUGCCUCCAAAUCAACACCCAUAUUUAAGAAAAAAAUGUGACUGGCUACUGCUAAAGUGUAGGGUAAGAGUUAGUGUUAGUUACCUUAAUUUUCCAUUGACAGUCGGGCUGGUUAACACUCUGGAAAAAGUUGGAUGUCUUGAGCCCCUCGUUGAGCAGGUUGUCUGGUGGUGGACCCUGAGUCUCAACAAUGAACCUCAUCUGAAAAUGCAGCACAACAAGAAGUUACAUGGUGACAUCAAAGUGAAGAGGAAAAAUUCUCCAUGAAAGAAUACAUUAAUUAAAAGAUUAAAAAAUAUGUUUCAAUCAAAUACACAUUGAUGUGAAGAGGUUAUAAAGUGAGCAGUUUAGAGAAAAAAUACAAAUUAAAAGCUGAUUCUUGAUGAUUAUUUCAGUGACAUGAAACUCUGUUCUGAGAAAGAAACAGUAAACUUAAAGUACCAUAUCAAAUUCAGUCAGGCCAGGAUACAGAAAAUAGCCAAGGUACAUGCAGGCAGCCAUGAUACCAAGAGACCACAUGUCGAUGGCCUCUGUAUAGGGAAGCCCCAAAAGAAUCUCUGGAGCUCUAUGAGAGGACAAACAAAGACAUAUCACACAUCAAUUCUACAAAUAAUGCAACAAAUCCUCCAACAAAACAUAAGUGGGUCAAUGAGGUGACGCCUAAAUAUUCUGUCCGGCUGUAUUUUUUUAAGUUAAAAAAGGUUUAAAUGCACAAAAACAGGCUUUCUAUAUGUAGUGUCUCUCGCAUAUAUGUAGUCACUUCAACUUUUAAAAAAUCAGGUCUUAUUUGAAAAUUUUCUGAACUUAAGAGUGUCAAAAUAUCAUGUGGUGCGACCAGUGAUAACAUUAAUAGUAUUAAAUACAAUAUGCUUAAGUGAAAGGUAGUUUUAAAACAUUUUUAACAGUAUUAUGCAAUUUAAAGAAAAAAUGAGUCAGUCAACUACAUUUAAUAUAGCUACCGUGACGUUAUAGAGCUAAAAUGUGAGAUCAUUAUUUACAAAAACUCAAAUGAAAUGCAAACACUUUGUUUCUAUCUUCUUGAUAUUACUGACAAUUUGUAAAAAACUAUUAAGUACGUUGAAAAAAUUUAAUAAUUUUGAGAUAAAUUACGGUCGCACCACAUGACAUUUUUUAAGGCCACGGGCAAAUUAUCUAUAUGAAAAAACACUAAAACACUAAAAACACUAAAACUUUUGUAAUUUAAAAAUUUAACAUUAAUUUUGUAUACACAACAUCCUUAGUGUUUGAACUUUUGCAAAAUAUAUUCUUAUUUUUGCUAUUUCAAAAUUGGCAUGUUUAAAAACCUAGUAUGUGUUGAUGUGCAAGCCCCCAAUAAACAGCUGAGAUAUCAGACGUGGUUCUGGUUCCUUACCUGUAUGGCUGGGUCUGGAUAUUUGAGCCCACUGUUGCUGCUGACACAUCUUCUGCAAGACCGAAGUCAAUCACUUUGACUCUGUAGGGCUGAUGUUGAUGAUCCACAAACAUGACGUUGUCCAGCUUAAGGUCUGCGUGGAUCAUACCGAUGGUCUUCAAAUGAUCCAGAGCAUUGGCGACCUAAGAAGUCAUUAAGGUCAUUAAUUGAACAACAAAGCUCAGGAUGUUACAUCAACAUCAGUAUUUGUUCUCGUUUAAAAGCAGAAAUAAAUUCAUUCGCUCAUACCUGCUGGAUGAUCGGUCUGAUCUCGCUCAAAAGGAGAGGUUCCAAGUUGCUCUCCUCCAUAAAAUCAGCGAGGCUUUUGUCCAAGUGCUCGAACACCAUACAAAAAUGGCCUCUGUCAGUGAAGGCUCUGUGCCAUUUGACAAUGUUGGACUUGUCCGAGUCGAGCACUGACAGGUCUAAGAGGGCAUUCACCUGAGGACACAUGACACAUGACAUACAGGUUUUAGUUUGGAUUUACACACAUUAAAGAGCAGUGAUUAGAUACUGUGGAUAGUAAACAAUCUGCACAAGUUUUUAGUAAGCAUGGCUAGUUUGCUCUUCUCACCUCUUUCCUUGCUGCGAAGUCAAAAGGGUACUCUUUUUUCAUGGUCUUUAUGGCAACAGUCGUGUUGUCGCUCAUGUCGGUGCACUUUGCGACUGUGCCGUAGGAGCCCUGUCCGAGGAUGGACUGCACCGUGUAGGUGGUGGAUCGUGAAAAGAUCUUUGAACCAGUGGCUAACUGGAAACCAGACAUCUUCAAAAUCAAACUCUGGACUUGGUCUUCAAAAAUAUUCAGAUAAAUCAGCAAAAAACGAAGUUAAUUUGAUGCUGUAGAUUAUUCUGAAUCAAAAGCUCUUGAUAAACCGAAGUCUCUCUGUGUAUCCUCUCGAUAAAACAAACUCUCUCCGUGUAUCUUCUCGAUGAACCAAACUCUCUCCGUGUAUCUUCUCGAUGAACGAAACUCUCUCUCUCAAAAUCUUCUCAGUAAACUAAACUUUCUCCUUUUCUCUUCGCUCUCUGUGGUUUCUGAUCUGAUCUGCUCAGGUCAGAGGGUUUAAAUACAUACAUGCCACAUUCUCUUUUUCAAUUUGAAAAAUCACACUCAAUUUGACGACAAGAUGCUAAGUAACUAAUGUUUUCUUUUGAAAUUGUUUUUGUUUUUGUUUAUUUUUAAAUAUAUCUCAUAUUUUUCUGUAUCUGAAGCACUUCUUACUCCUGCUUUUUCCAUUUUACACUCUUUACUACUGACAAAAACAAUGAAGGAUAAUACCAUUUCAUUUUUAAACCUCUAAACUCACUGUAUGUGAACUUCUGCUUACGGCACUGAAAGAAACAUAGUUAAUAGUCAAGUUAGGUGUCCAUCUAACAAACAUCUCUCCCACUUUAAGGCCUCAAAUUCAGCCAUUAAAGCUCCUGUGAGGAACCUUUAACUCUGAUUUUGUCAACCCUAUAAACAUUACAGCAUUUAUUCUCUCUCUGUCCAUUUUGCCCUGUACACACUGAAAUAGUGGGAAACCUUUUUUGUUCUACAGUCCCCUAAUUAUUGUGUAUUUACCUGGUGGUAACUUGGUUAGUCAAAACACAUUACUACAACACCAAUGAAGAAAUGUCAUUAUGGUGACUUUUCUUUCACAGUAUGGCUGCUUUUCUUGUAAACUGAAAAAAAAAAGAAAAAAAAAGUUCAUCUGGGACUGGAAGGAGAGGAGAGAAAAAAAAAGCAGCAUCAAUGAAAUGUUUGAUUCAACAAAUCAGCUGGUAGGUUUUUUAACCUGUCAUUGUUGAAAAAAUAAAAGCAAGAUGAGAGCACAUUAUAAACUUUUUUAAAUGUGCAAAAUAAAUGAAUUAAUAAUUAAAUACGUAAAAAAUGAGUGCCCAAAGUUUAUUAUUGAAACUGCCAUUGUUGUUUUUCUAUUCAUGUCAUUGACUUUUUUAGCAUUCAUUCUUGUUCCUCUUUGCCAAAUCAUUUUAUUUUUUUGGAGGAUUUGAGGUGCUUUGAAAACGUUUUGAUUUUGGUUCUGUACUUUGGUCCAUUGCAUUGCAUGUCUGUCUAGUUUUAAAGCAUAAAACACCUUUUCUUUCUCAGUAACCUGAGCUUUAAAUUAUAAAACCGGUCAUCACUCCUUAUUAGAUGUUUAUGUUGUUUCAGCUUCACAAGUGGAAACUUUUAGAGCAGUGGUUCUCAAAUCCAGUCCCCGAGCCCCCCCCCCCCCCCCCCCCCCAUAAUAAUUUGCAUAAUGCAUAAUUUGUUGCAUGCUGGCUGCUGCAGGAGGUCAACUGGCAUGCUGUUUUUCGAUGUAAUUCUAUCAAAAAAGUUAAAUCAUUAUGACGGAGAAAGACCUAAAAAUGUUCCAUCAACCUCUUAAGUUUUCAGAUUCAUUUUAACUGGUUGAUAACAACGUGACGGAUGUAGAUUAUCCUACCUGUGCCCAGACUUCUCUUUUUUAGGACAAUUGCAGGUUUUGUGGGUGCUUUCAUCAACGUCAUCAAGCUUUCUUUUUCUCCUUGUCUUGCCUCCACUUGAGAAAGUAGUGUGAGGAUGAGGGUUGAUGGUGGACCAUGGGGGGAGAGAGCUGUGAAGACCCCCCAGCAUUCUCACUGUUGGAGCCUGGAUUGUUGAUUCUUAAGGUAGCCAGAUGGAGGUUGCUGUUCAGUUGUGAUGACUUUCACAGUCACAAACUCCACUUUGGUGGUACUGCUCAGGUUCAGUACCCUCCUAUGGUUCUGGAAGUCAACAAUGACUUGUUAGACAAACUCGUGUAGUAGUAGUUGAUAGCAUAGAAAAUGCAUUGCACAUUGUUUGUUGACUAUAUCAACUCACCUGAACCAUCUACAAACUCCUUUUCCUUUUUUCUGAUCUCUGACCAAAUAUUUGCUCAUCCUCAUCUUGAGCUGCCUUUCUUUUGAAUCCUCAUUGGCCCUGGUCUUCAACCUGACUCAAGCUUGGAUGAAGAGUCAGGUUGUGCUCAGUUGGGGGGCUUUUUAGAUCAGUUUGUUGAGAGCUAUUUCCUGAUCUAGCUCUCUUCCUCUUCCUCUCUUGAUUGUUGGUGUUCUGCUGAACAGGAUGAACAUGGUGGUCUCCAAAGGGUGUGAUCGUCUGGGCAUAAUUUUUUGCAUGCUGGCUGCUGCAGAAGAUGGACUGGCGUGCUAGUUUUUUCGCUGUAAUUUUAUCAAAAAAGUUAAAUCAUUAUGACGCAGAAAGACCAAAAAAUGUUCCAUCAACCCUUUAAAGUUUUCAGAUUUGUUUUGUCUGAUGUAGAUUAUCCUACCUGUGCCCAGACUUCUCUUUUUUAGGACAAUUGCAGGUUUUGUGGGUGCUUUCAUCAAUGUCAUCAAGCUUUCUUUUUCUUCUUGUCCUGCCUCCACUUGUUGAUGGGGAAGUAGUGUGAGGAUGAGGGUUGAUGGUGGACCGUGACUUGUCAAGGCUGCUGCUACCAGCAGGUGAAGCAGGAGGGUUCUGCUGGGAGGGUUGAGGUUUGCUGGGGGGAGAAGGCUGUGAAGAACCCCCAGCAUUCCCACUGUUGCAGCCUGGACUGAGACUACUAAAGGUAGCCAGAUGGAGGUUGCUGUUCAGUUGUAAUGACUUUCACAGUCAUAAACUCCAAUGUGGUGGUACUGCUCAGGUUUCGUCAGCUCUUCUGGAUCUGGAAGUCAACAAUGACUUGUUAGAUACACUCAUGUGUUGUAGUGGUUGACAGUAUGUUCUUGUUUCAAACUAGAAAAUGCAUUGCACAUUGUGUCUUGACUAUAGCAACUCACCUGAACCAUCUACAAACUCCUUUUCCUUUUCUCUGAUCUCUGACGUUCAUUCAGAACACCGUAAAUUCUGCAGUUGACUUUGCAAAGUCAGCAGAAAUCGUUUAAUCCACAGAAGACGUCGGAUGUAAAUGAUUUCUGCCGACUUUGCAAGGUCAACUGCAGAAUUAACGGCGUUCUGAAUGAACAGUGCUUUGUCCCGCUGCAUGUGUUAGACGGCACCAUCUACACAUGGACCAAUCAGGGGCUGCCUUUCCCUGUUGUCCAGGGAACAGUGGAAACACUGUCACUGAUUGUCCCGGUUAUUUUCUGAUUUCUAAUACACGCUCCCAAUUGGCUGAAGUCCAGACUGUUGUGGGAAGGAACGGCAAGUGAUUCAUGCAACUGGAUGGCCCAGCCAGGCUAAUCUUGAGCUGUCUUUCUUUUGAGUCCUGAUUGGCCCUGGUCUUCAGCCUGACUCGAGCUCCGAUGAAGAGUUGUGUUGUGGUCAGUUUGAGGACUUUCUGGAUCAGUUUGUUGACAGCCAAUUCCCAAUCCGGCUCUCUUCCUCUCUUGACUCUCAGUAUUCUGCAGAACAGGAUAAACUUGGUGGUCUCCCAAAGGUGUGAUGGUUUGGGCAUAAUUUGUUACAUGCUGGCUGCUGCAGGAGGUCGACUGGCAUGCAGAUGAUUCGCUGCAAAUUCAUAAAAAAAUCAAAAUUAACCAAUGCAGAUGUUGCCCAGGCUGCCUUGGUAGCUAGGUGGACAACUGCAUAGUGUUUCUUCUGGUGUCUCAACGUGUGGUGAAAUGCUGUGGCAAGAAUAGAAGAGACACACGUUGAGCUGCUGUUGUCAUCUCAAAAGGAAGAAUUAUUCUUAACAUAAGAGGACAUACUGUACUUCAGGUAUCAAAACAGAAUAUCAAACACUCGUUUUCAGUUUCAAUCUUAUUCUUCAAACAUGGCAGUAACCAGAGCAGUAAAAUUAUAGAAAAUCCUUUUGACAUUAAAUUUAACAUGACAAAACCUAUCUGUACGGCUGCUUCAUGAAAAAUGCUUAAAUGGAAUGAACAUUUGCUAUUUUAUUCUGAAAAACAACAAAUGAGUUGCAUUUUAGUCCCUUUAAACCUCAUGAAAUGUUAUUUUUAAACAUUACCUGUAUUUAUAAUUUUAAAUAUCAUGUAAUGUAAUUGACCCAACUAUUUUUAUCCUGUCGCUCUGUUGUUUCAGCUUUUACACACAAUAAUUGCAUUUAUUUAUUAAUGUAAUGCAUUUGUCGGAGAACAGUAACAACAGACUCUCAAAAAGAAGUGUAUCACACCUUAAACACGUCUCUCAGACACAAACUCUUGACAUAGCAUCCAUAGCUUAAUCACAGAAUCACGACAUGAAAACAUUACUGGUCAUGGCAUUGAACCUUAAACAGAUUUAAUCAAAUCUACUGACCAGAAACUUAACAUAAAUGAGGAAAUAUCCUUAAAGUGUCAGUGAAUUAAGUUUCAGUAGUUUUUAAAUUUCUCACUGUUAGUUUCUCAUACUCACACUACUCCAAAUGUCAAAAUCCGCUAGCAUUAGCAUGGUUAGCGAUCCGAUUCAAAGUACGUUUACUCACUCAUACUACUAUACGAUCUCGUUCAGCCACUCGUGCAAACACACAGUAUUAAUUGCUGAUUUUCUAAGACGUUUAAGAGUUGCUGUUUGACUUUUAAUCUCUCCCUCUUUGUGUUUCUCUCCCCAGCUCCCAGUCCCACCAUAGCGGUCCACUACCUAGCCUCCAAGUGUGUGGACAUGGUUAAACACCGACAGGGAGCAAAAUGGUUUAUGCCCUGGGGUCCCAACCAAUGCGACAAGAUCCGGACCUUUGACGAAGCCAUGGCCAAGAAGAUUGAGGCCAACAACAUUGUGUUUGCGGUCCACAUGCCCAUGCCUAACAAAGAGAUGAGUCCCUGGUUCCAGUAUAUGCGGGUCAUCCUGCAGUUUGACAUCGCUUUCAAGGUGUACAACCAGACAGGUGAGAACAGAAACUUUCUGAUUGGACUAAAAAAAAGGGGGUCAAGAACAGGGCCAGAUUAUGGGGGGUCUGGGCCCCGGGGCCAGGAGUUUGCAAAUGUAAAUUGGACUGUAAAUCCAAAUUUACCAUGGUCUUUAGCAUUGUAUUUGGGCAUUUUUGUUCUUCUGAAAUGAAUGAUUUGUACUGAACAAGUUCAUCUGCCAAGCUCAUGGUCAGAUCAGUGGGAUAUGCUGCAGCAAGAGAUUUGCAUGCACACUUAAAUGAUUUGAUCAAAGUAUCUGUAUCAAAUAACUGUGAAGGUGUGAAAAGAAAUCUGUGUUGAUUUCUUACAGAGGAUGAAGUGAUGGUCUACUUUGAUGCGGGGCUUGCCUACAGAGAUGAUAAAGUCAGUGAGUGGACAGAGAUGGCACGCUCAGUAGAAAAGAGGAAACUUAACUGCAACUUCAUAGCUGCUAAGGUGUGUUAUUACCACUCACCACAUGGCAUCAUUGAAAUACCAAAAAAAUUAAUUCAUGUCAAAGCUGACAGCUUCAAUGUUUCUUGAGUAGCCUACAUACCCUGUUAGGGUAGUAGAUAUAUCAACCAUUUAAAAUGGGUCCAGUUUUGAAUGUGACUUUUUUGCAUCAAAAAUGUAUUUUAAUCUCAGGUUCUUUGGUUGGAUUUUUACAAAGUUCAUUUAACAUGUCAGUCAGUUCAAGUGCAAAGUGAUUAUACUUAGUAUCUGUCAUCAAAAGCUGCAUGUACAUUUCUGUUUCUGUUCGUCUUCCCAGACGGUUGAGAACGAGGGGCGUUACUAUGAGUGUGAUCUGCUACCAUUCAUGGAGGUCGGCAGUGUGGCCCACAAAUACUACCUCUUAAACAUUCGCCUGCCUGUCAAUGAGCGGAAGAAGAUUAAUGUGGGGAUCGGAGAAAUCAAAGACAUUCGUCUGGUCGUAAGUUUGUAGAUGAGUGAAAAUCUUAUACCAGAAUCUUUUUGGUACUCUGGUUGACUUACAAAAGAAAUGUGUUUAUCUUUUUCAACUUUGACAGUGAGAUCUUUUGUUGUUGAGUUAAAUGUGUUUGUAUUAGCUUGUGGUUGCCCAUGAAAAAUACAAACAACACGAGUGGUGUUCUUUUUUUUUACUCAUAGGGCAUCCAUCAGAACCAGGGCUUCACAAAAAUUUGGCUCUCCAUGAAGACUAUCCUCACACCCAGCAUUCUCAUCAUCAUGAUCUGGUAUUGGAGACGGAUCACCCUCAUGAGCAGACCUCCUGUGCUACUGGAGAAGUAAAAGAGCUUUCCUCAUAAUACAUAUCUCUGGAAUGUUAUCAUUUGUGUUGUAGGAGCCUUUAUCCAGAGUUUUUAGAGACUCAUUUUAGGAUUAUGAUAGUUAAAAAAAGUAACAAAGUAAUGGUGUUAGCAUGUCUAAUAGGUUUGACCAUAAAUGGCAUGAAACUCAGGCAUGCUGUGUGUGGUGCGCGUCACUUGCACCAUACUGCAAUAAACAUCAAGCAUCUUAAAAGGAGGUUUAAGGUGUCAGGAUGGGAAGACUCAGACUUCGCUAAACUAAAAUUAGGACAGCUAAUGACUGGGAUCUGAAAUGUGAGAAGAUGGCCCAGAUAAACGAUUGUGUGUUACAUUUACACAUCCAUUGUUAUCUGAAAGUAACGAUGGCUUUAUUUAAUAAAAAGGUGUCUGAGUAACAUACAGGAACCUAAACGGUAUUCAGACUUUGGCUUUUCUGCUAUCAUGUCAGAAUAUCUGGUGUAAAAGCUCUAUUUGAACCUUUACAAUGUUAGCCUACAGAUUUUCAUAUCAAACUUUUCGUGUGUGUACAUAUAGAUACCGAUCUCAGCUUUCCAGGGUGGGUUAGUGGUGCUCAGAAGACAGUACGUUUUUUUUUCUGCGUAGUGCUAUUGCAUUGUGGUCCAGGAUCAUCCAGGUGCUGAGUCUUCUCCCUUUGAAAGAGGCUAGAUGGCUUUGACAGGCUGAGCCCACACCUGAUCCAACAUCAGAGCCAAAGCUCUCCCAGUUGAGUGUACAGCAAACCUGUGGAGAUAUCCCAGCCAAGGGUGAUGAAAUUGACAUGUUGUCUUCUAGGUCCACCUGAGAGUCUAGCAGUACUGACCAUGAAUCCAAAGCAUUCAAAGUAAUGGCCCUAGUUUUGUAGCCAUUUUCAGUCAGCCAUUAUUGGAAACAAAUAGCUUUGGAUGCAGGGAGGACCCAGCAAAGGUCAUAGUAAACUUGUGAAAAGGCCAGAGGUGAGCUGCUUACAGAGGCUCAUCCUGGAGCAGGUGUGAGAAUCCUUUUUUCUCCCAUGUUUCUCCCAGUGCUCUGUAUAGGCUUUGUGGCUGUAAGGAGAUUGCUCAGUGGCUUCCAUUAGUGGACCAGCAGAACCUGUCUGGUGGAGAGUUUUGUCCUCGGUAGCCUCUUGUCCUUGUAGUGAUGCGUUGUGGUUUCUGCUGUUGCUUCAAGCCCUUCAAUGCUCAGCUUUGCAGCCGCUCUCUGGCAGGUGUUGUGUAGGAUCAUGCUUGCAGUUGGGUUUGGAGAGCCACAGCUGGUCAUUCUCAUCCUAAUUAGAAAAGAGAGAGAGGAGAUGUGAAGAGAAAGGAUCAUGGCGGGGAGUCAAAACAGCAACUGCUGCAACAAGGACUAUUGCCUUUUUAAAUGGGCUUGAAUGCUAAACUGACAGUGCUGGGGAUAAUCCCAUGUGCAAUCACAAACUGCAGAGUAACUUCCUGAAGUUCAUCUCUGCUCAUGUCUAACAUGACUAUCCAUGUAGCCCCCAAAGAGAGUGACUUUUGCCUCGUGACUCUUGCCUCCUCUGAGAUGUCGGUUAUGAUAAUUUAGUCAUUUUUUGUUAAAUACAGUUUUUCCCCCUCAGGGUUAUCCUUGCUCUGGGACUCUCCAUGACAUUUAUCAACAUCCCAGUGGAGUGGUUAUCUUUUUGCCUCAACUGGACCUGGAUGCCGCUUUUUGGAGAGAUCAGGAUGAGCAUCUUUUAUUCCACUCUACUCUCCUUCUGGAUCAUCUUCUGCGGGGAGCACCUUGUGGUACUGUACUCAGCCCUUAAGCCUUUUACCUGUAAUUCCACUGCUUAAUUUAACUCACACUGGAGCAUCAUAUAACGCACACCCAGACAUGAACACACAGGCCAGCACUCAUUAUGCCUUUGUUAGUACCUCUGGUGGUAUAUCAGACUUUGCCAAGUUACUUAGGGAUAUGACACCACAUCUGUAACAUGUAACACACACAGGUGUAAUGAAGAGGCAAUGUGUAUGGUUAGAGUGAGCAGUAAUGUCAAGGGCCACUUAAAGGUAUUAAAUAAGAAUGUAAUACUUAAAAGAAAUCUAGUUAAAAAUAAUUAUUUGGAGUGUUUAUGUGGCAAAUAUUCAACUUUUUCUCCUCUAAUACAUAUUAAGGAAUAAAGCAGCGCAAUGAGCUGGAUAUUGUAGCCUUAUAAGUUAUUCAUGACUUGCAUGAGGCUGGUGUACGGUAUAGAUGAACUGUGUCUGUUAUGCAUUUGACUUCCCAACUAUCUCUAUUUACAACCCUCUCAAACAACGGCCUAAACCAUGAGGUGAAGUGCUUUUUAGGAUAGAGAUGUCUGUGUCUUUAUCAGAUGAUAAAAUGACAAUCAGAAACUUAGAUGAGUUUGUCCACAUGGACUUUUCUCCGUGUUGUUGUUUGACAUAUUACAAAAUGAUUUGGGGUUACACAGUGUGGAAAAAAAUCAUAUGGUAUGCACUUUAGUAUUUAUACUGUAGAGUGUCCAGAUCUAAAACAUCGCUCACAUAUUUUAACAGUUCAGCUACUGAAGGCUUUUCAAAGCUUUACACUUCUCGCCUGGUGCACUCAUUUUACCCCAGUACCUUAAGACAUAAGGGGGCCUUUUUUCCCCAAGGUAUAAGCGAGACAAGGAGGUAUUUUGGAGGUUAGGGUCUUUGUGAGCAAGUUUGUGCAAGCAAGUACGUAAAAGAGCAUGCUUCUUAUUUAAGACUGCUCUUCCCUUUUUCUCAGGAUCAGACUGAGAGGAACCGUUUCUCUGUCUACUGGAAGCAGGUUGGAUCCAUUGUGUUCGUAUCCCUCUGCUACUUUCUCUUAAACAUGUAUAAGAGGUGAGACCAAGUUUGAUUCUAUGUUGACUACUUAGACUCUAAAAAGAGACCUGCUCAAACACUUGAAUGGCAAAAUAGUCUCUUUUUCUAAUCACUUAUUUUCCUUUAAGCAUAUUUGUAUUAUUUAAUUUCCUUAAGAUGUAAAUAUUCUUCUUUUUUCAACUAAAUGUUAGGAAACAUCUACAACUGAUAACAUAAAUGUUUUUUACUGCGUCACCAGAGGGGUCCAGCACACAAAUCCUUUCUACAGCAUCUGGGUGUCUGAUGAAGGAACUAAACUGUCUGUAUCCUUUUUUUCUCAUCUCACUGGAGAAUAGAAAAAGGGUCAAAUUGAGAGUCCAGAGUCCUCCAUUAACUUUACAAACAGUUCGUCUGACACGUUUGAUACAAUAAAAUCCUUUAGAGGGUGUAAAUGGCCAAAAUAGGUGUUACAGUUCAACCACAAUAAAUAUGUCUGGUAGAGAUGAUAGCCUUUGAUAGAGAUGUUUGGCUCAGUGUGUGUCACAAACCAUUGUCAUGUUUUCAGACCUACUGCUCUCUUGUUUCUGACAUGCAAUCCAUAGAUGUUAAGUCUGUAAAGGUUUUAUUCAUAGGACUUCACUUGCAAAUUUCUUAAAGCGGACUUCAUUAUUGUUUGUGUUGCAUUUUGAGCUCCAGUUGAGAACCUUGGUUAGUGCUAGCUUUGCGGCCCCCCGUGACCAAGGUUGUCUUUGUUUAUUUUUUCCUUUACAUACUUCAGUAUUGUUGUUUCACAAAAAUCUCAUCCUGGUGACUUUUUGCAGUUAGAUGUAUAAUUUAUUGUGAAUAUUCUAUAUAGAAAUUGUAAAAACAGAGCUGUUUUGUUCAGCUGCUUGGCUGCACCUUCCCUCUUACACCAGUUUCAAUGACAGCUUUAAUCCUUAGAAUCAAGAAAAAUUAGCUCCCAGUUUGUAGAUGUAAAUUUAUAAAAACAAGUAUUUGGUCUAAGGCUAUCUAUGAGUCUUUUGAAGUGUACAGUAUAUUUAGGUCAACAUCUGGUACCUUAGGGGAUUAACCCCCAGACCAUACUUGGAUUACCUUUGAAUUAAGUGAAUUUUGUUCUGUUUUAACCUCUUUCAUACACAAAUAACCCCUUUCGUCACGCUGACUCUUUUCAAGGACAGCCCCUGGUUACUUCCUUGACUGCUUUUCCCUCAGGUGGCCUUCAUCAUAGUUGCAGGGACUUGUGCUUGCCUCUAUUUCUUUUAUCUCUGUUAUAUGGUGUUUCGAGUCAUCUGUAACAUCAGUGGAAGGAUGAGCCCUCUUGACAUGUCCAAGGCAAAUCCUCACACACACCAUGAGGUGUGUGAUUUAAUCUGGGGGGGUCUUAUGCUUUUACUAAUUGUACUUUGAAAAAACCCAAGUCAUUUGAAGUAUUAUCUGCUGCACAAAGUGUGUGUUUUUAUGUCUCUGAUUAAGGUUUUGGUGCUAAUGCAUGCCCUUUUUCACCUAAUAGGGUCCAGUUUUCAGGAUUAGGUUUCUCAUGCUGGCCACUUUGAUCUGUGCUGCCAUGACUGUGAUCUUCUUUAUUGUUAGUCAGGUAAGGCCACACUGAUGCAAAGCCUUUAGUAAUGUCUUUUACAGUUUCAGCUACAUAGGGGAUACAUUUUAGGUAUUAACUCUUUUUAAUAUAAAGUUCUGCAAAAUAAAAACAAACCCAGAGUUGGCGCUGCAUGUUGAUCUAAUUGCAAACACAAUCACAAUGUGAGAUGGUGUGAUUACAUAACCUCACAAAGGGUCACAUGACUAUCCAGGAUGCAGAGUAACCAACAUAGAUGCUGACAAAGAGACACGUGACAAGCAAGCCAAUGCAGACUCAUGGUGAAAAAAGCAACAUCUACUACAUGGGAAAGUUCUGGAUUCAUGUAGGCUACAGCAUUGUUGAACAGACUGAAAUGCUGUGCUGAACUUGCGAAGUUAAAGUCAGUCCAUCACAUGGCAACAUGACCAAAUGGAAAGAGUCACAGGGGUUUUAACACCUCUGCAAAAAACAAUUUAAUGUCACUGUAAACCUUUUUGUGCGCAGUACUGUAAAAGCUUUUCAAAAUGUGUUUUCAAAGUGUUUUUUUUUAAAUGAGAAAUAUGAAUUUCAAAGUUUUAUAUAAUGUGGCAUGGUUCUAAUAACCAAGCAAAUAGACUUAAAACAUUUAUUAUACUGUAAUCUUUAAUUACAUUAGCAUCCACUGUUAUCACACUCAUAAAAUUUCACCAUAUUGUGUAGAACUAGCCACCAUUAAAUAGAUCAAUCUAAACUUCUAAAAAAUCAAGUUUUUGACAUAAAUCAGCAUUAACGACAGAAAGAGUGAUAAAUUUACCCGUUUACAUGGCAGUGAAGGGGUUUGUGACUUUUAUUGCAGUCAGUCAGUAAGGGGGGCUCCAAAAGUCCAGUAACUACAGUCUUUCAUCCAGUGACAUAAAAAGUAUCUGCUUUUCUUUCCCUUUCCCUUCCCCUUUCCCUUCUGCAGGUGUAUGAAAGCCAAUUGUACUGGAGUAAUCACUGGCUGCAGGUGAACACUGCCUUCUUUACAGGUAUCUAUGGCAUGUGGAACCUGUACGUCUUUGCCAUCAUGUUCCUCUAUGCACCUCUACAUCACAACACUGAUCAGGUAAUAUCACUUCACCCUUACUGUGCUGCUUAUGUUGAGUUUCAUGUUUUGUAAAUAACCUUUUUCCUGUCUCUGUGGUAUCUUUGUUACAAAUCUCUGUCUGAUAUAUGGUGUUUUUUUAAUCCACAGAAAGUACAAAACUGUGCUCUCUCCUCUGCCCAUUUCACACAUAAAAUAGAAAAGAGGAGUUUGUCAAAUUUCCAUUACCUCACUUAAUUUAUACAUAUACUUUUUUGUCACAGAAAGAACGCGUGGCCUCUGGUUUCUAACAUGUGGUGACCAAUGAUAUGAAGAUGAAGCACCUGUUGCACAUCAAGUGCUGGGAAGCACACAGAGCCACACUGAUGGAGAUGUCCAGGUCCAGCAACAAUGGGAGAGACUGCUUCAUUACUGACCUGGGAAAGGUCAGCUCGCAUCAAUCUGAAUAUUACAAAAAAUAUAUUGAAUUUUCUUUUUUGCUUUAAGAUUUUUUUACAUCCCUGCAUUUACAAAGAUGUGAAAUGUUGCAUUUAUCCAAGUUUGUGUGAGAUGUUUUUAUGUGUAUAGUAUAUAUACCGCUAUAUUUGAAUGUAUGUCUUUAAAUAGGAUUUUUUUCUAUGGUAACUAGAUUAGUACACUGCAUGUCAGUACAUUUCAAUGUCACCAGGAGUUCAGAUAGCUUUAUUUUUUUUCUUUCUUUUUUCCAUUUCUUCUUUUAAUUUUUUUUUUGUUUUUAAUGUAAACCAGGCCUGUUUUUUUUUUUCUUUUUUACCCCCUUUUCAUCCUUUUUAUGAUGCAUUUGUCAAUAGGGCUGCCUUGACACUGGAUUUUCAUUUAAUGGAUAUCUUGUCUAAAAGAAUUCAUGAUAUUUAUGUUAUCCAGAUUUUAAUCGGCAUUAAAACAAUUGUUUGACACAAGCAACAACACUGUCAGUCAAAUUAUGGAAAGCCUAUACAAAGGUAGAGCAACAUGUAAUCUAUUAAACUUUAUCUAUAAAUGCAAUUGACUUCAGUGACAUCGUGUAUUUGUGACUUUGUUUUUCUUUAAAAUUGUGUCAUUCAGAAAAAUUAAGAAAAAACCCACAUCAUCUUCUGUACAAUCCUGCCUUACAUCUUGCCUACAAACAGUUGUGUUUUCUGCCCCAAAGUCCUGGUAGCUGUAGUGCUCUUGGUGUCUGUCACUUAUUUGAUCACUUUGAAAUCUUAUAGAAAUCAUGUCAACUUGUGAAUUUCCCUUUUUGAGAUCAAUAAAGUAUAUCUAUCUAUCAACUCCACCAA
This is a messenger RNA of Xyrichtys novacula (pearly razorfish), 24336 nucleotides long. The record is from the annotation of a GenBank genome assembly. NCBI's taxonomy places the organism in Eukaryota, Metazoa, Chordata, Actinopteri, Labriformes, Labridae.